GCACACUACACGUCAUCUAUCCUACAGACGACGAGACAACAUUUUUCAAAGGUCCAUUGGUCUCUUUCUCCUUCUUUCUCUCUUGUUAUGAUUUGUCACCGCGGAACCCAACCCAGUAGCAGAAAUAACAUGUGAAUAUGUAUAAUUAUGGCAAACCUUAGCCUACGUGGUCUUGAAUUCACAUUUGUGAAGGUGUACUUCAAUAUAUUUCGAUCAAUCCAAAAUCUCGAUUAUUAUACUUUUUAAUUAAACGAAUCUUAUUAUUUGAAUUAACGAAUUAGGAGUUGUGAUUCAUCCUUUAUAUAAAAAUUGAUGUAUAAUAUCGUACCAUAUGCUAGAAAACUUCAUAUAUUUAUUUAUAUAUCAGCUAUUAUAUAUAAUAAUUAGUAUUAUAAUAAAUUAAUGCAAAGUGAAUACUUUUCUUAGCUUCUUCAUAUAUAUAAUCUUCCCUCCCUCUCCCUCCCACCCACCCGUUGUUUGGAAAAUUCCAAACCGGAGGAGUCCCCUCUUCAUACAAGUGGGCCGCCGCUGGACUAUUUAUUUUCUUCCAUUCCAUUCCCUCUCGAUCCCUUCUUUCCUUCCUUCGUCUUCCCUACUUCUCCUCCCCCGCCGGCUUGAAACCGUUUUCUCCUUCCUUCCUUCCUUAUUAUUCUUUUUCUCUGUACUAAUAAAAUCUUAAACCACCGAACGCCGCCGAUUUCCACACAGACCAAUCAAAUACUCAACAACCGACCCGGCCACUAACCAAACCGGUCGAAACCUUUUCUACCUGAUGAGAUGAUCACCGUCGUCGAUGCAUAGCCGCUGCAAAGACUGGGUCUCUACUAUCCCGAUCGCACAGCAGGAAAUUAAAUUAAAUAUGGAGAGCGUAUUCGGGAUGGCGCCGGAAAUGGAGCUGCCCGCCUAUCUGCAGGCGUUGAUGCAGCACCUGGGGAGCUCUUACAUUUGCCUUUGGUCCCAUCUCCCCCAUCGCCACCCUCAUAAUAACUCUGUAUCCAGCCUGCUCGUUUUCGCCGGAGGCUUCUACCGGCCGCAGCUGCAACACCACGACGACGAUCACCACCACCAGCCAAUACCCUCUUCCUCCUCUUCUUCUUCUCCUCGAUCGCCUCCUCCGUCUUCUUCUUCUUCCGCCGCAGCAGCCAACCGGCAUUUCCAGGACUACACACGGUCAACAUUCACUCCCAUCAACGAUCGAGUUCCGGGGCACGCCUUCUUGAUCAACCACCCGUACGUAGAGCUGAACGAAUCACCGGAGCUGCUGCGAAUGGCGUCCAAUCUCUCACAACGCCUCUUCUACCAGGAAGCGGAGAUCAAGACAGCAGUGUUUAUGGGUUGCAGAAGUGGCGAGAUCGAGCUCGGCUGGUCUAAUCCGACGGCUCAACAACUAAUGAGCAUCGAGGGGGAGAUGAUGAAGCUUUUCCCCGACGACUUCUCCAGGCUUCUAACGACGACGACGACGACAGCGAAUAAUAUUACGGGGCUGCCGCCGCGGCCAGCAUCCUCGUCCACCUCCUCCGUCAGAUCAUCCGCGCUCUCCCUUGAUCAGAACAGCCCUGAGUACUCGUCUUUCCUCCUCAACCUCACCGCCAAUACCACCGCUGCCGCCUCCACCUCUUCGCCCGCCUUCCACCCUCCCCCGCCGCCACGUCAGCAGCAGCAGCAGCCGUACGUGGGGCUGUUUCCGAGUACUCAUCAAAUGGCGGCGAGUAUGGAGGACGCCGCCAUGACCAGAGCCUUGCUGGCUGUCUUCACCUCUCAUCCCCCAACUGCUACUGCGGCGGCGGCUCCAUCUAAUCAUCAGGGCCGCCGGAUGCCACGUCGGACUACUAGUACUGCUUUCAAGAAGUUCGCUGCUGCUGCAACUCCUCCUCCUCCUCCUACGCGAGGAGUGAGAGCUGGAGGGCAAAGCAUGUUCAAGAGGGCGAUUACGUACUACAGGAGGAGCUUCACGGCGAGGGACAUGAGUCAGCUGGCCUGCAGCCGUCCCACCACCACGCAGCUCCACCAUAUGAUCUCCGAGCGCCGCCGCCGGGAGAAGAUCAACGACAGCUUCCACUCCCUCCGCUCCCUCCUCCCUCCCGAUGCCAAGAAAGACAAAGCGUCGGUGCUGAGCCGGACGAAGGAGUACAUGAGCUCCUUGAUCGCCCAAGUGGCCGACCUGGCAGAAAGAAACCGCCACCUCGAAUCCAAACUUGAUCAGCUCCUGAAUUCCAGACGACCACUGCCACCAGCUGCCACUAGCAGUACUGUCCCCGUCAGGAUCAAAGCAGCCGCAGCCGCGCCGGAGUACUCGGGAGCAGAAGGAACGAUUCCAUGCGAGCAGAUCAGGGUGGUAGACGUACGGCUGAGAACAGUGGAGGAAACAACGUCGGAGCAGCACGGCCGCGUGGUGGAGCUGCACGUCACUGUCGGAGGAGGAGGAGAUCAGUCGUCGUCGCCGCUGGUCUCGGAUGUGGUGAUUCGGGUGCUGGAGUUUCUCCGACAAGUCAACAACGUUGACUUGGUGGCCUUGGAAGCAAAUGCCAGUACAGACACAUUACGCCAACUAUCUGCUGCCGCGUCGACGGCGGAGCCGAGGCCAAGUAUCAGCCGAGCUGUUUUCCUGCUGCAGAUUCAGGGAGAUGAAGAAUGGGACGAAGCCGCCUUUCAGGAAGCAGUAAGAAGGGUGGUUGCUGACCUGGCGCAAUGACACUUGUCCAACCACCCAUUAACCCUUUUGCAGAAAGCUUGAUUGAUGGGGAGAAAAGAAACCAAGAAGAAGUUUGUAGGCUACCAAGUGAACCAAAUUUUGGGGUUUGAAAGUUCUAUAGAUUUAUUUGUAUAAUACACAAUUGAACCUACUAAUUCAGCAUAUAAAUAGUACUUUCUUGUUUUUAGCUAGGAGAGUUUUAUUCACACUAAGUAAGCUUUUAUUUGUGUACGUCGAGUUCAUCUAUACAUCUCAGUUUUGAGCAAGUUUAUGUUGAAGUAGACUGAAAUUGUUUGCUUUAUGCAUAAAAUUAUGUUUUAUCGUAGUUUCUAAUUCAUUUGAAAUUAUUGAUGUUGGUCUUGAUAUGAUAAUGAUAAGUUAGUCGGCUUCGGUGAUUAGGCGUGUUGAAUUCGGGUUUUAAGUGCCAAUUAUGCCAACUGUGGUGCAGUUAGUUCGGUUUUUACAUCGAGCAUCCAACUCAUGGUGGUAGAUCCUACUAUCUACUUCUACUAUAAACUCUAGCUUUAACAUCGAGUAUGUUGUACCAUAAAGGAAUUUGUACAUAAAUGUAUAAGUACAGACUAAAUUUGUACUAUAACGUUCAAGGUACAAGUUCAGUUGUACCAUAAAGACAAAAAAAAAAACUAAAGCAAUACUUAUUCUUUAAAGUAUUGUAAAAUUCCUCUAUUGUUAUAUAUUUGAUUAUAAAAGAAUUUUACAAUGUUCAUAAUUACCGGUGCUUCUAGAAACAAGUUGAAUUUGUACAACAACGUUGUAUGUACAAGUGUAGUUUGUUUCACAAUCCUUUGUUCAUGAAGAAGAAAAAUUAGAGGGCGAGGGAAAACUAGAGGAAAAUGAAGGGAUUCAAAACUUUUCCCUUGUUCACAAGUUUAAAUGAACUUUUUGAUUUUUUUUUCCUUCGUUUCCCAUUCAAAAUCGAACACCACUUUCUUCUUGUUAUUUCACUGCUCUCAAAUUUUCAUUCUUCUUAUAUUUUUCCUUCCCUCUCCAAAUUUCUCUCCCUCUUUCAUGAACUUAGUAUAAAAGAAUUUGUGCGAAAUAAUACAGAUACAAAUUAAAUUUUUACCAACACAUUAAGAUACAUAUUUAAUCUAUGUCAUAAACGAAUUUGUAAGAAAAUGUGGCUAUUGAUUAUGUCCUUUCUUGGAAAGAAGCUUCGGAUGAGUAAAAAGACAAGAGUUUCGUUCUACUUCGAGAGCUAUCAGAUUAAUUUUUUUUUAUCUCUUUUCAAUUAAUUAAAAAGAUGAUUAAUUAGCAAAUUCACUUAUAAUUUAAGGCGCCCAAAUUGACUGCCGAGGUUUAACUACGAACGCUUUUCUGGGGAAGCUGGAAGGAUCCAUUGACCAAACCCUUUUGCUUCCUUUAUUUUAUUUUGUGUGGAUGGAUGGAUGAGUAAAGAAAGCCCCAAGUUGUGUUGAAUUGAAAUCAAUAUUCAAACCUGGUCCAACCGGUCCACAGACCAAAAGGAUCCAAAAUAGAGCACAUCAACGUCAAGAUUAUUCUCACCAACCCACAAUUAAUUUUGCUUUCAUUUUCACUUACCUGUCUCCAAUUUUUCCACAGAGAAAACAUUGAACUAUAAUUUUCUUCAUACCUUUGAUUUUCUGAUCAGCAGUAGUAGUUUCUAAUUUUCAUAUGCUUAAAAGCGAAAGAAAAAGAGUUUGAGUCGGCCUCCUGAAAAUAUGUUACCACAGUGGUAAAGAAAAUUUGUUCGUGAUUCUGACAUAUAUGGUUACAGAAUUUUUUUUUAUUAUAGUGCACAAGUCGUACGUCUAGCUACCACGGAGGUAACUAACACCAUGGUAACUAAAUGACCAAUAUCAUU
This is a messenger RNA of Linum trigynum, 4538 nucleotides long. The record is from the annotation of a GenBank genome assembly. Lineage: Eukaryota; Viridiplantae; Streptophyta; Magnoliopsida; Malpighiales; Linaceae.